Messenger RNA from Jaculus jaculus (lesser Egyptian jerboa), 4202 nucleotides. It is a transcript of the gene Tmem260, whose product is annotated as transmembrane protein 260. The transcript has 17 exons. The record is from RefSeq and is a predicted model, not a curated record. Lineage: Eukaryota; Metazoa; Chordata; Mammalia; Rodentia; Dipodidae. Bases 32 to 2221 code for a protein of 729 amino acids.
CGUGUUCCCCGUCCUCUCGGCGUCCGGGUCCAUGGGUAUCCAUGACGACGGCAGGGGCCCGGACCCGGGGUGGGCGGCAGCCCGAGUGGGGCCGCGGCGCUCGGGAGGCGUCGGAGGCGGCGUCGCCGUGUUCGCCGCUGUGGCCGCGGUGUUCACCGUCACGCUGCCCCCCUCGGUCCCGGGGGGAGACUCGGGGGAACUGAUCACAGCCGCACAUGAGCUUGGAGUUGCCCAUCCUCCUGGCUAUCCUUUGUUUACGCUGGUGGCUAAGCUGGCAAUUACACUCUUGCCAUUUGGUUCCAUUGCCUACCGAGUCAAUCUUCUCUGUGGCUUAUUUGGAGCAAUAGCUGCAUCAUUUCUAUUUUUCACCGUGUUCAGGUUUUCUGAACUGGCUCAAGUCCUAGAAUUUCAUCUGAGAACUAAACCUCAUUCUGUCCACAGGCUUUCUGGCUCAUAUGCUGGAGGAAUCCUUGCUGCGGGGGUGUUUUCAUUUUCUCGUCUAACAUGGCAGUGGUCCAUUGCAGCUGAGGUUUUUAGCUUAAACAAUCUGUUUGUGGGGCUGCUUAUGGCUCUUACUGUACGUUUUGAGGAGGCAGCAACUGCAAAGGAAAGAUCAAAGAUAGCAAAAAUUGGUGCCUUCUGUUGUGGCCUUAGCUUCUGUAAUCAGCACACAAUAGUACUGUAUGUUUUAUGCAUAAUACCUUGGAUUCUCCUUCGACUUUUAAAAGAGAAGGAGCUGUCCCCAGGCUUUCUGCUGAAGCUGAGUGCGUCCUUCUGUGCCGGCUUGCUGCCCUACGUCUACCUGCCUGUCUCAUCCCGUCUCAGUCGUGCCCGCUGGACGUGGGGAGACCAGACGACAGUGCGAGGAUUUCUGACGCAUUUUCUCAGGGAGGAGUAUGGAACAUUCAGCCUGGCUAAAUCUGAAACAGGAUCUAGUAUGUCUGAAAUACUGCUUUCUCAAAUGACAAAUAUGAAGACGGAACUCUCAUUUAACAUCCAGGCUCUUGCAGUUUGGGCAAAUAUAUGUUUUGCAAGAAAGGACAGACAGCAUCAAUCAUUAGUGUGGCUUUUCACUGGGAUGGUUUGCAUCUAUUCGGUGUUCUUUGCUUGGAGGGCAAAUUUAGAUAUUUCAAAGCCACUUUUUAUGGGUGUGGUGGAGCGAUUCUGGAUACAGAGCAAUGCCGUGGUGGCCGUCCUCGCCGGCGUUGGUCUGGCUGCCCUUGCGUCGUCAGCUAACCGUGUACUGACCAGCAGUGGGAUUCGGUUUCUGGAGUGGCUUUCAGCAACACUUUUUGUAGUUUACCAAAUAUAUUCCAAUUACAGCAUUUGUGACCAAAGGGCCAACACUGUAAUUGAUAAGUUUGCCAAGAAUAUUCUGGACUCGAUGCCUAGUGGUGCAAUCAUAUUACUUCGAGGAGACUUGCCAGGAAAUUCUCUGCGUUACAUGCAUUACUGCGAGGGAUUGAGGCCAGAUAUUUCAUUAGUGGAUCAGGAAAUGAUGACUUAUGGAUGGUAUUUACCCAAGAUAGCAAGGCAUUUACCAGGAGUGCACUUUCCUGGGGACCAGUGGAACCCUGUGGAAGGAGUAUUACCCAGUGGAAUGGUCACAUUUAAUCUUUAUCGCUUUCUUGAAAUAAAUAAACAAAAAGAAAUAUUUGUUUGCAUAGGAAUUCAUGAAGGUGACCCAACUUGGAGAAAGAAUUAUUCACUUUGGCCAUGGGGGUCUUGCGACAAAUUAGUUCCUUCAGAGAUUGUAUUCCGCCCUGAGGAGUGGAUUAAACUCACAAGAAGAAUAUAUAACUGGACUGAGGAAUAUGGAAGAUUUGAUCCUUCAUCUUGGGAAUCAGUGGCCAACGAAGAAAUGUGGCAAGCAAGGAUGAAGACACCUUUCUUCAUCUUUAGCCUGGCAGAGACUGCGGAUAUGCCUUCAAAUCUGAAAGCACAGCUCUACACCCAUGCAUACAAACUUUAUCAGGAGAUUGUCUAUUCGCAAAAAGAACACCCAGUGAGCUGGCACAAGAACUAUGCCAUCGCCUGUGAGCGGAUGCUGCGCCUUCCAGGGAGUGAUGUGGCCCCUGAGGUCUUGCUGUCCGAGACCAUCAGACACUUUCACCUCUACAGUCGGAAGGUGAAGAAUGACCCACAGCGAGCAGAUAUUUUAGUUGCUCUUGAACACCUAAGAAAAGAACUGCAAAGUCUGAGAAAUAUGAAAAAGGCCUGAGAUGGCAAAAUGUGAAAAACCUCCUCAUCAUUCUGCUUCCAAAAUUUCUGUUGUCCAAAAGGUUUUCCUUCAAGUAAAGGAUCCGUAAAGAACCGAAAAGGAAGUCAUCUCCCAGGCAUAAGUUACAUGGCACAGCAGUUCUGCUCAGUGGGGGUUUGGGGCUGAGAUGCACAGUCUGUGCAAAAUUGUGUUUGUCCUGUGUUAGCAAAUUCACAUGUCCAUGAGACUAAACCAAAAUCUGCUUCUACCAUGUCUUGCCAAGUGACUGUACAACAUAGAUUCUUGAAGAAAAUGAACCACGUUCAUGUGCCUCAAAUCCUAACCAUGAGUUUACUAAGGGCUAUGCCUAUUGGAUUAAAUUCUUAAAAUCUUGGUUCUAGAUCAGAGGUCUCUUGUUUCCUAAAAGUGAGAUAGUUUCUAAAAAAAGCUUAUCACACUUCAAGUUAGAAUUCCUUUAAAAAAAAUAAUGUGGUUAUUACAGUCUCACACUUCAUACUACACCUCAAGUAAGUGAUAUUUUGAAAAACUUCUGAAUUUUAUUAUCUUUGACACUCCUCUGAAGUCACUAAACAUAAAAGCUACUGCAAUGUUUGCUUACUUCAGUUGCAAAAACUGGCAAGUUAAAGGGAUUUUAUAUGUACUUAAUUAAUUUCAUAUUUAUGUUUUACUUUUAUUUGGGUUCACAGAUUCAGGCCCAAUAAUUUGUAGGUUCCCGCUGUCCAGAUGCAGGGAGAGCCAGCCGGGGGAUGGGGAAAUUGUUCAAUAAAUUCAUUUCUGUUACAAGCAUCUUUUAUACAUAUUACUAAAGAGAACAUAGUAAGAAAUGCAAAUAAUAGUUCUUUAUUUUAUUAUGACAGUUAAUUAAUAGCAACCUGUUUUAAUGAAUAAAGUCACUCAGAGUCCUUCAGCACUUCCUAAGUAGAGGCCAGAAUCUGUAGGGAUUCUUUUCCCCCCAAUUGUAUAGCUGCUAGACUCCAAGAACUAUAUAGGCCCCUGUAUAGAAAUGCUCACUAAUGAAGAGGGAGGGCUAGAAGCUUGUCUGCAUUCAAAGAUCACUGGUGAGUCAUUCAGCAAGAAAAGGCCCCUUACCAGGAAUAGUCACAGUUCCGUGGCAUUGUACUAGCAAAAGGGUCUGAUCAAAGGUCUCCCGUGGAGCUUGCAUGGUUCCCUUUCAUACUACGACCAUAAUUAAAACCACUAAUUCUCUUUUAAAAUGCUGCAGGAUGCCAUGUAGGCAUCUGUCUGGAGUGUCCUUUGUGAUGUCAUAAGCUGUUAAGGACCAGUGCCGAGGGCUUUUGAGUGAAAUGCCAGUCAUGAAGGUGCUUCAAGACAAGGGUGCCUCUAAAAGCUUGACAGGGCCUUGACUGCACAAUUCGAGCUGAAUUUGCCCCUUGUCAGCUGCCAGUAAAUAAAUCUCAAAGGGGGAAAGCUGAAGUUUCAUUACCUGAUCCGUGGGGCUUUGUUGGUUUUGGCAUCACACAGGGGAAGCUCUUGCCCCUCCAUUCUCUGGAUUUGAAGAUGUCCAUUGGAGCCUGCAGUGCCUGGACAGGGUUCAGAGCGGAACCUUUUGAAGAGUGUCAAUAGUUGUAACAGUUCAGCUGUUAGGAAGACAAAUAAAUGGAGGAGCUCAUUAAUCCGCUUUUGGCUCUCGGUGCCUUUUGCCCUUUUAUCACAGCCUUAUUAGGCUCCUACUCAUCUUGAACCAGAAAAAAUGAAUUGAAGUUGUUGAGUACUAAUUGGCAAAGACUUUUAAUCAUGGGCCAAGAACUUUCACUGACUUGAAAGUAACUUCUCCACAGGGAAGAGCCAGAAACCUGGUUUACCUUAAAACAAAAACCUGUUGGAGUUCAGUGUGGUGUAAAAAUUUAAGGAAGCGUUGAUAAAUUGUCUAAGUUUAUCCAUUUGAAAGAAAUCAUAUAAGAUUAUGAUUUUCACCUUUUCUGGGGGAAAAUGUACAAUAAAUCCAAACAUUUGAUAGAAA